AUGAUUCACGUGGACGAAACAGAUCCUCUCGGUGACAUACCACCAGCGUUCCCGUACCGAGAGGUGGAAAUUAAGCGCGGCAUCGAUCCAAAACAGAUAUACGAGCUCAGCUCCGAACUUGGCAGAGGAAAGUUCGGUGUCGUCUACAAAUGCAAGGAAAAGUCCACUGGCGUCCGUCUGGCGGCCAAAUUCAUCCAGAUCGUAAAGAAGGGCGACCGGCGCAACAUCGAACGGGAGGUGCACAUGAUGAACGUACUGCACCAUGCGAAGAUCGCCCAACUGUACGCGGCGUACGAGUACGAUCGUACCUUCUGCGUCAUGAUGGAGCUCGUCGAGGGUGGCGAACUGUUCGACCGGGUGCUGGACGAGAAGUUCAUACUCACCGAGAAGGCGUGUGCGAUCUUUAUGCGCCAGAUCUGCGAUGCGGUUGCGUACAUACACGGCAAUAACAUCAUUCAUCUGGAUAUGAAGCCGGAGAACAUUCUCUGCCUGACGGAGAGCGGGAACCGGAUCAAGAUAAUCGAUUUCGGGCUGGCGCGUGAAUACGAUCCGGAUAACAAGCUGCAGGUGCUGUUCGGGACGCCCGAGUUUGUGGCGCCGGAGGUGGUGAACUUUGAGGCGAUCUCGUUUGCGACCGACAUGUGGAGUGUUGGCGUUAUUGCCUACGUACUUGUCUCCGGACUAUCGCCAUUCGCCGGUGAGGAUGAUAUUCAGACAAUGGGAAACAUCACCAUAGGACGGUACGAUUUCCUGGACGAAGCGUUCGAUAACGUGUCCGAAGAGGCUAUUGACUUUAUUAACCGAUGUUUGGUGAAGGAACAAAAGGAACGACUAACGGCCGAAGAUGCACUCAAACACAAGUGGAUCAAGCGGAAACCUCAGUACCAUCCAACAAAUCGGCGACCAUCCCUCACCAGCUUCAAACCAAUUCUGCUGGAAAGCAAUAAUAACAGUAGCAAUGUUACGGUAGGCGAUAAGCACAACGCCGAAAUAGCUAAGGACAACCUGAAGGAGCUGGUGGGCAAGUGGGACGAAACGCCCAACAAUCGGUACGCGUUCGAGCAGGACACGGAGAACAUCAUUGCCCCGUCCGGCGAAACCGUACAGCUGCGAAGACCGACGCUACCGGAGCUGGCAGGGCUAGCGAACGGCAGCAGCAAUACGUCCGGCAGCCGGAGAGGCAGUAUAGCGCGAGCCAUUGACGUGAAUGAAGAUCAGGAGAGCAACGUCGAGAAUGAAGCGCCUAAUGGUGGCGAUCUGAACCACAGUAACCCUUAUCACUGCGGCGAUCAAAAGCAGCAGCAGCAAUAUGAGCCGAACGAGCAGCCUAUAGUGCUUGAACUGACGCAGCAAAAAGACUCCGCAUCGAUAGAGCCCGAAACCAUCCGUACCUCGUUGCUUGGUAACGGCUUUACGCUCCCAACUAAUACUAGCAGCUCGCAACUAGCAGCAGCAACAGCAGCAGCGCCUGCUAUAUGCACUACUACUAACGAACGAUUUGACAGCUGUUAUCGCAGCAGUGUGACAUCUAACUCCGCCGACCACGAUGUAGAAACUGUGCGGGAGAGUAAUGCUGGUAUUAAAAGUAGUAGUUGUAGUGGUAGUAGUAAUAGUGUUUGCAAUAGUGAUAGCAAUACCAGUAUUAGUGACUAUAGUAGCUUAGCGAAGGAGCAGAACAGUUCAUCUGCUACUACUAACCAGCAGCGAGCUUGCGCAGCUGGCGGUGAUCUUGAGCCGGCAUCAACGAUCACCGUCAGUGUCGUCCCACCCUCCACACCUGCACCCACAGACAACACACACACUGAUGCGAACCGUACGUCCGUGUCGUCCGAUUUCUUUUGCCUUUCCGCAGAUAGCGAUUCGAUGGCGUCCUCCUGUGACACCACGGCAAGCGUUUGCACGGAACCGGCCACAUCACCCACGACCAUACCCGCUGACAGUCAGCCACCACACAACCACCUACACGCACCAUCAUCACCUGCCCAAACGGAACCACCGGUAGCGAAUUCCGUGCGUGACAGUGUGAUCGAAACACACCGGGACAAGGUACGUGACGAUUUGCGCAAACUAUCCGAUUUACUAAAGCUUUCCCUCACGAACGUGAAGGCACUGGACGGGGUGGACACUGCUAGUGAGGACGGUUCCAUGGUGACCUCACCCACCACACCCGCGCCCGCGCUGGAGCAGCUGGAUAGUGAGCUGGAGAACCUGAAGUCGAAGGUGAACACCAUCCGCACGUCCCGGGCACAGAACAAACUGAACGAGCUGGCCCAACGGCCCGAAUUUCUUGCCAACGAUCCGUUCAAGCUGCCAACGUUCCGCUUCCUGCCCAAAUCGAUCAGCCUCUGCAAUGAGGAUUCGGUGUUCAAGGAGAACUAUACCAAGUUUUGUGAUCGGAAUGCGACAUCGCGCGAAUGCCGGGAGGAAGCGUCCCGGGAGGUAAGCGUCAGCGAGAAGGCAAACGCAACCGGGACGGUCGUGCGCAAGAAGUCCACCACGUCGUCGACAGCCAGGAAGAAAAAGAACCCGGAAGAGGCGGCAUCCACAACGACGACGACGACAACAACCACCACGACGUUCGCCAGCACUGCGUCGGGACGGAUCGCUUCGACCACGACCGUCCGGAAGACGAUCGUUAAACAGCAGAAGGUAGUGGUGGACGAGGCCAGUUCCAACGCGCAGGUCACUACCGGUGGCAUCGCGGAGAGCAGGAGAACGAUCGCCCCCACGAAGAGUCUCGAUGCCCCAUCGGAAGCUAAGCUAACCCAUUCGGCUUCGAUCAAACGGACAAAGUUUCGCGUCAAUCAGCUCAGCAGCCGGGAUGUACCGGUAGCGAUCAAUUCCGUCGCCCGGCGAUAUCUCGAGCGAAGCGGCGUCCCGGAUGAUCUUUUGACGGCGGGUACCGGUCGGAUGGGCCACACAAUUACCCACCAGCAACCCGGUCAGACAACGCUGGACGAUACGGUGACGGUGAACAAUCUGCGCAACAACGCGAUACGACUGCGCAGCUCCGUGUCGGUCGAUUGGGACGCGAUGGAUGCGGUCGAAAAUCGUUCGAUGAAGACGAUCAACACCUUUCUGAAGCGUCACGCGGUGGCCAGCUCGGCUGUGAAACAGAUACAGGCACAGCUGGAGGCAAGCAUCACCACGCACAAGUAG
Anopheles marshallii is the source of this 3159-nucleotide messenger RNA. RefSeq names its product MAP/microtubule affinity-regulating kinase 3. Lineage: Eukaryota; Metazoa; Arthropoda; Insecta; Diptera; Culicidae. Gene Ontology annotation, cellular component: nucleus. The coding region runs from base 1 to 3159 and encodes 1052 amino acids. The transcript has 8 exons. Gene Ontology annotation, biological process: positive regulation of apoptotic process; intracellular signal transduction; protein phosphorylation. The record is from RefSeq and is a predicted model, not a curated record. Gene Ontology annotation, molecular function: ATP binding; protein serine/threonine kinase activity.